Molecule: messenger RNA, 495 nt
Organism: Symbiodinium sp. CCMP2456
Lineage: Eukaryota; Dinophyceae; Suessiales; Symbiodiniaceae
Source: the annotation of a GenBank genome assembly
AUGGAAGUCCUGGCUGACACACUGCGGCAAAUCCGCAAUGACAAGCAGGUGGUGCGCUCGGGAGACAUUUUGCGGGCCAAAGAUGCCGAUUUCGUCAUCAUCAAGUCUGAUCCUUCUCAGGGAUGCCUCGGAAUGGAGACGGACUUCUUCUUGGAGGGCUCCCCCCUGCCAUGCUUCACGAAAGUCCAAUUCAGUGCCUGGGGACAGACGCAGAUGACUCCCGAGACGCUGUUCAGACAGUACAUAAAGCCGUUCUUCAAGCGGGAGCCAGCGCACAUUGAGGCUCAGGGCUUGUUUGAAGGGUUCAAGAAUUUCCCUGGGUUUCGCGGUGUUUGCUUCCUCAACAGGUGUUCGCAAGUGGCCUACUUGGCGGUUCCUCAAAGCUCCAAGCGCGCCACAGGUGAAGACCAAGCCUAUCAAAACCUGGAAGUUCUGGCUUAUGGGCUUCAUCCUGCAUUCAUCCUGCAACUGAUAAAGUCCAGGCAGUUCCCAUAG